UUUUGCGAGAGCUAAGAGGGCAUACAUGGAGUAUGUUAACGAGUUUGACACCCUUUCUGCCUCUAGCGUCACAUGGCAGCCAUACAACGCACCUGAGUAUGCUGGGAUGAUCUUUAGUGAAGUAUGCAGCAGUGAAGAUGAACUCUAUAUGAUGCAAUGUCCUUUGGUCUGUUUCUGGUGUGUUGAGUGGCACCUACCUCACAGGGUUCAGAGACAGUUUGGUAGGAACCAGCUAUGGCCGGUUGAAGAUGUUCCUACUUCAAAGGAGCUACACAAAUUUGACCGGCGGAAGCAAAAGAAGAUAACGGACUUUCGUCAACAUCAUCUGAUAUUUAUAAAUGAUUGGGAAUCGGGUGCUGAGAAUGUAUAUUCCAACGAUGAGUUGCACAACAACAGUGAUUACAGGCGGUACCAAGCUUGGUACCAGGGUGCGACUCGUUGUAAGCUUCGCCAGCAGUGGACAGUGGAAGACUACGCCGACAUUGAUUCUUCUGACGAUGAAGAAACGGAGUAUGACCUGUCCACUAGACUGGGAACCCAAGUGGAGGCGGCACCCAUAUUAGAUCGAGUGGGUAACACAUUGCGACGGUCGGUAGAGGACAUUGAUCGCCAACUUUUGACUGUGGGCGACAGCAGCAUGCGCAGCUUCUUGCAGCGUUUAUCUAGGCGCCUACGUGGAGCUGCUGCUCGCUGUGGCUGCAGGACUACUGUUGCACAUGACGUCCAUGUACCAUCGUGUACCGACACAGCAACACCCUCCACAGGUCUUGGUGCUGGCUUCGACUACGAUCACGACGAGAUAGGACCUUCACAGCUUCAGGGGGCUCCUUCGACACAGCCAUUACAACCACAAGAUCGUAGGCGACACCGCUCUCCACAACGUUACACUCCAGGCACCGACGCUUUAGGCAAGGGUAAGACUAGGAGACGUUGAAUUGGUUUGGACUCUAUGGACUUGUUAUGUAACGUAUGAAUUAUAUAGACUUGUAAUGGACUCAUUUGGCCUCUACGGGCUUGUAUGACAUUUUAAUGGACUUGUAUGAAUUCUAUGGACUUGUAAUGCACUUGUUUAGACUUUUAUGAGCUUGCUUGGAAUUGUUUACAAUUGUAUGCACUUGUAUGUUAUGCUUAUCUAUGUGUAUAUGUUGGAUUGACAAAAAACAGAGAAAACUCUGC
This is a messenger RNA of Zea mays, 1176 nucleotides long. RefSeq lists its product as uncharacterized. Bases 26 to 934 code for a protein of 302 amino acids. The record is from RefSeq and is a predicted model, not a curated record. Gene Ontology annotation, biological process: meristem maintenance; meristem development. NCBI's taxonomy places the organism in Eukaryota, Viridiplantae, Streptophyta, Magnoliopsida, Poales, Poaceae. The transcript is spliced from 5 exons.